Psammomys obesus (fat sand rat) is the source of this 2776-nucleotide messenger RNA. It is a transcript of the gene Ak7, whose product is annotated as adenylate kinase 7. The coding region runs from base 1 to 2169 and encodes 722 amino acids. The transcript is spliced from 18 exons. Gene Ontology annotation, molecular function: ATP binding; AMP kinase activity. The record is from RefSeq and is a predicted model, not a curated record. NCBI's taxonomy places the organism in Eukaryota, Metazoa, Chordata, Mammalia, Rodentia, Muridae. Gene Ontology annotation, cellular component: cytoplasm. Gene Ontology annotation, biological process: nucleobase-containing compound metabolic process.
AUGGCUGAGGAGGAAGUUCCUGUGACAACUGAGAAAGUUCUGAAGAUACAGAGGGUGUUCAUAAACCAACUGGACUCCUACAGCAGCGGAAAUAUAGGAAAGUUCCUAGCUAACUGUGUCGCUGGGGCUUCGCUGGAAGAGAUUGCAGAAGAGGAGGAAGAAGAAGAUGAGGCAAAGUCAGCAGCCCCAGAAGCUCCCACCAUGAAAGUGAAGGAAGGCACAUUCCAGAUCGUGGGCACCUUAACCAAGCCAGAGAGCACCAAGCCGGACUUCGCUGUGGAGACAUAUUCGGCACUCUCCAGAGAAGACCUCCUCACGUACCUGAUGGAGUGUGACGUUGUCAUCUAUAACAUCACGGAGAGUGUGCAGCAAGUAGAGGAAGCCAUCUGGGCAGUCUCUGCACUGAAUGAAGAAAUCAGCCAUUUUGAGAAGCGGAAGGUGUUCAUUUUGGUGUCAACAGUGAUGACGUGGGCGAGAUCCAAACCCCUGGACCCAGAGGACACGGAGGUUCCCUUUACAGAAGAGGAUUAUCGAAGAAGAAAGCCUCACCCCAACUUUCUGGAUCACAUCAAUGCUGAAAAAAUAGUUCUCAAGUUGGGAAAAAAUCCCAAAAAGUUUGCAACUUAUGUCAUCGCUUCUGGACUUCAGUAUGGAAUGGAAGGAGGCAUCUUGCACACCUUUUUUAAGAUGGCUUGGCUGGGCGAGAUUCCUGCAUUACCUGUUUUUGGGGAUGGAUCCAAUACCAUUCCGGCCAUUCACGUUUUUGAUCUAGCAGGCGUGAUCCAGAAUGUCAUAGACCACGUGCCCAAGCUUCACUACCUGGUGGCUGUGGACGAGUCUGUCCACACCCUGGAAGACUUGGUCAAGUGCAUCAGCAAAAGCACCGGCCCUGGAAAAAUCCAGAAAGUGCCCAAAGAAAACGCUUUCCUAUCAAAGGACUUGACACAAGAUUAUCUCGACCACUUGCUAACGAACCUAAGGAUAGAGGCCCUGUUUGUGAAGGAGAAUUUUAACAUUCGCUGGGUUGCCCAAGCUGGAUUUGUGGAGAACAUCAACAGCAUCCUCAAAGAGUACAAGCAAAGCCGAGGAUUAUUGCCCAUCAAGAUCUGCAUUCUCGGUCCCCCUGCAGUGGGAAAGUCAAGCAUCGCUGAAGAGCUGGCCAAGCACUACAAACUGCAUCACAUUAAAAUGAAGAGUUUGAUUGCUGAAGCCAUAGCCAAGCUGGAGGCGAUCGUUGCACCCAAGGAGACAGGGGAAUUAGAAGAGGAAGUUGAAGAAGAGGAAGAGGAGGAGAAUGUGGAGGAUGCCCAGGAGCUCCUGGACGGCAUCAAGGAAAGCAUGGAGCAGAAUGCAGGUCGCCUAGAAGACCAAUACAUAAUCCGGUUUGUGAAAGAAAAGCUCAAAUCCAUGCCUUGUAAGAACCAAGGCUACAUUUUGGAUGGAUUCCCAAAGACCUAUGAUCAAGCGAAAGACCUAUUCAACCAGGAAGAUGAAGAGGAAGAAGAAGAAAUGAGAGGCAAAAUGUUUCCCUUUGAUAAAUUAAUUAUACCUGAAUUCGUGUGUGGUCUGGACGCGUCUGACGAUUUCCUGAAGGAGCGGGUGAUGAACCUCCCUGAAAGUGUUGUGGCGGGAACUCACUACAGCCAGGACCGAUUCCUCCGGGCUCUCAGCAACUACCGGGACGUCAAUACAGAAGAUGAAACCGUCUUUAACUACUUUGACGAGAUUGAAAUUCACCCAAUACACAUCGAUGUAGGAAAACUUGAAGAUGCUCAUAACAGACUUGCCAUCAAACAACUCAUCAAAGAGAUUGGGGAGCCUCGGAAUUAUGGCUUAACAGAUGAAGAAAAGGCAGAAUUGGAGAAGAGAGCUGCAGAGGAACUCCUGGCCAAGGAGGCCGCUGAGAGAGCAGAACUGGAACACAAGGAGGCUGUGGAGAUGGCAGAGAGGAUAGCCCGCUGGGAGGAGUGGAAUAAACGGCUAGAGGAAGUGAAGAGAGAGGAGAGGGAGCUGCUGGAGGCUCAGUCCAUCCCCUUAAGGAACUAUCUGAUGACCUACGUGAUGCCCACGCUGAUGCGGGGCCUCAACGAGUGCUGCAAGGUGAGACCCGAAGACCCCGUGGACUUUCUGGCGGAGUAUCUUUUCAAGAACAAUCCUGAUAUGAAGUAAAAAAUCAUCAAUGUUGGGUCACAGAACUUCAGAGGAAGGGCUCAAGUUAAAUUAGUAAUUUGAAAAAUUGCCUUUAAAAAUGCCUUUUUAGGUUUCCUUUGGGUCAGAAUGAGUGAGGGGGGAAUCUUAAUAAAGUAGAAUCAUUAAAAAACUACAUUGUGGGUUAGAGAGAUGGCUCAGCAGUUAAGAGCAGUAGCUUCUCUUCCAGAGGCCUUGGGUUCAAUUCCUAGCACCCACAUGGCAGCUCACAAUUGCCUGUAACUCCUGUUCCAGAGGAUCUGACACCCUCACACAGACAUUCAUGUAGGCAAAACAUCAAUGCAAAUAAAGAUUUUAAAAAAUCUUUAGAAAAGUGGCAAUGAGUGACCACUACUUAAUUGAGACAAUAUUUGAAAAGAUAAGGCAUACUCGCACAGCGCAGGAAUUAGCGGUUUAAUGUUAUUCUUAUGUCAAUUAUAACUCUGCAAUAGCACAUUUGUAGUAAUUUAAAUUACAACAUGAAGUUGUGUACGUGUAAUUGUAACGUGUUGGUUAGUGAUUUGACAUAAUUUGUUAUGGCUCCAGCAGUGUCAGAAAUGAAAUAAAUUAGAAUGGCUACUGUUUAUUG